Molecule: messenger RNA, 1395 nt
Organism: Puma concolor (puma)
Lineage: Eukaryota; Metazoa; Chordata; Mammalia; Carnivora; Felidae
Gene: ISM1
Product: isthmin 1
Biological process (GO): negative regulation of angiogenesis
Source: RefSeq, a predicted model, not a curated record
AUGGUGCGUCUGGCGGCCGAGCUGUUGCUGCUGCUGGGGCUGCUGCUGCUCACGCUGCACAUCACAGUGCUGCGCGGUUCGGGAGCCGCUGACGGGCCGGACGCGGCCGCGGGCAACGCCAGCCGGACGCAGCUGCAGAAUAACCUCCACGUGGAAACUGACUCUACAUCAGAAACCAGCUUUUCUCUCUCCAAAGAAGCACCAGGGGAGCAUCUGGACCACCAGGCUGCACACCAACCCUUCCCCAGACAGCGAUUCCGGCAAGACGCUGGGCACCCUUCCCUACAAAGAGAUGGCCCCAGAUCCUUUCUCCUUGAUCUACCAAACUUUCCAGAUCUUUCCAAAGCUGAUAUAAAUGGGCAGAAUCCAAAUAUCCAGGUCACCAUAGAGGUGGUGGAUGGUCCUGACUCUGAAGCAGAUAAAGAUCAGCAUCCAGAGAAUAAGCCCAGCUGGUCAGUCCCGUCCCCUGACUGGAGGGCCUGGUGGCAGAGGUCCUUGUCCCUGACGAGGGCCAACAGCGGGGACCAAGACUAUAAGUACGACAGUACCUCAGACGACAGCAACUUCCUCAACCCCCCCAGGGGGUGGGACCGUCCAGCCCCAGGCCACCGGACUUUUGAAACCAAAGACCAGCCAGAAUAUGAUUCCACAGAUGGUGAGGGCGACUGGAGUCUCUGGUCUGUCUGCAGUGUCACCUGUGGGAAUGGCAACCAGAAACGGACUAGGUCUUGUGGCUACGCAUGUACCGCAACAGAAUCUAGGACAUGUGAUCGUCCAAACUGCCCAGGAAUCGAAGACACCUUCAGGACAGCUGCCACCGAAGUGAGUCUGCUUGCAGGAAGCGAGGAGUUUAACGCCACCAAGCUGUUUGAAGUUGACACGGACAGCUGCGAGCGAUGGAUGAGCUGCAAAAGUGAGUUCUUAAAGAAGUACAUGCACAAGGUGAUCAAUGACCUGCCCAGCUGCCCCUGCUCCUACCCCACAGAGGUGGCCUACAGCACGGCGGACAUCUUUGACCGCAUUAAGCGCAAGGACUUCCGCUGGAAGGACGCCAGUGGGCCCAAAGAGAAGCUAGAGAUCUACAAGCCCACGGCCCGGUACUGCAUUCGCUCCAUGCUGUCCUUGGAGAGCACCACGCUGGCCGCCCAGCACUGUUGCUAUGGCGACAACAUGCAGCUCAUCACCAGGGGCAAAGGGGCUGGGACGCCCAACCUUAUCAGCACUGAGUUCUCAGCUGAGCUCCACUACAAGGUGGACAUCUUGCCCUGGAUCAUCUGCAAGGGUGACUGGAGCAGAUACAACGAGGCCCGGCCUCCCAACAAUGGACAGAAGUGCACAGAGAGCCCCUCGGAUGAAGAUUACAUUAAGCAGUUCCAAGAGGCCAGGGAGUAUUAA